AUGGCCCCGUCGCCGCCGAGACUUCGCAUUCUAUCAGUUGGUGGUAAUGCGGUGUCUGCUUUUCUUUCCUGGAGACUCCAGGCCACGCAUUCUUGUGAUGUGACGCUGGUGUGGAAGUCCAGCUUCGAGUCCGUCCAGCAGUACGGCAUAUCCUUUAAGUAUGGCUACUCUCUCUCUACCCUUAGAUCUCGCCUUGGGGGGUACCUUGGUUGGCUCACACUUAUUGUCAAAAUUAGGUCGAAGGUGUUCGGCAACGAACGCUUUAAACCUCGACACGUUGUCCGUACGCCAGAAGAAGGUGCCUCCAUAUCGUCGUCAUACGAUUAUGUGAUUCUCUGCGUGAAAGCUCUGCCAGAUAUCUACGAUCUCGCCGGCGUGAUCGAAUCAGUCGUUACCCCCCAACAUACAUGCAUCCUGGUCAAUACUACGAGCACAAUAGGUAUCGAGGCCCAUUUGGAGCAGAGGUUCCCAAAGAAUGUUGUCCUUUCUCUGGUAUCUGCAGUAGAUAUUGUCCAGACCGGUGCCAGCGAGUUCGAACACACCUCUUCAACCGACCUGUGGGUUGGUCCAGCUUCGAAGAACGCCAUGAUCCCAACAGCCAUCCAGAACGACAUGGCUGCUGCUCUGGCAAUAACUCUCGGCACCGCUCAGGUGAACUGCAAAGUAUCAGAAAAUAUACUCCAGCAACAGUACGAUCGUAUGAUAGGCCCCAUUGCUUUCUACCCUAUCAGUGUCCUUUUCGAAACCCCAAACCACAGUCAGCUCCUAGAAAAGGUUGGGGUGCGUCAAAUGGUCUCAGACGUUCUUGAUGAGUUGAUUGCACUUGCAAAGUCCCAGGGAUGCACGUUUGCCGAUGACUUCAAAGAAAAGACAAUCCAGGCAAUGACAGCCCCGACUGAGAAUCCGAGCAUCAUGUACCAGGACUUCCAGGCCAGGCGGCCCAUGGAAAUCGAAACCUACCUUGGAGCUCCCGUCAAGAUGGCAACUGAGAACGGCGUAAAGAUUCCUCGAAUAGAAACAUUGUACGCCAUGCUACAUCAUAUUAAUAUUACAAAUCAAAACCGUCAGCCCCCAACGGAACCAUCCUCACCCGUCGUUACACUGCCUCCUCGAGUAUCCUCUGCUCCUUCAAGACCGCCGAUGAAUGGUGCCCCUCGAGGCGGUGGAAACUUCCGUGGCCAACCACCACCUCCACGUCGAGGUCCUUCCUCUAUGGCUAACAACCCACGACCUCUACCUCCCCAGGCAAAUGGCCAUGGCCCUCGUGCUCCCAAGCAAGGUAUGCCGCGUGAUCUGUCGUAUGAGGACCCAUCUCUCGACGAAUUCAGCCAUCUUGUACUUUAUGAAGACGGUCAAGACGACGCCCAGUCCCAGCACGGCGGAUACAACGGCCAUACGAACGGGGGGCCAUCUCCUAGUGAAUUGGCGCUAAAGGAGCGUGAACUCAUGCUUCGCCAGCGAGAGAUUGCCCUACGGGAGCAGGAGAUACAAAUGAGGCGCCGUGGAGCCGGCGUUGCGAGAGCUCCAUCGGUUAGAGGCGGUUUUGACGAUGACGACGAAGAUGGCUACGACCUAGACCACCGCAGCCCGGCCAUCCCUCAAAUUGAUCCAGAUAACUUUGACAUGAUGAGCGUAACUUCUCGGAGAAAUAGGAAAACUCCGACUACGCCCGCAAAGGAAUUCCGCAAAAAUCCUGAAAUGAACAGUUCUCGCCCCCCAUCUGUUUUCAGCAGACAUUUUGGUGCUGGUAGACAUCGUGCCAGCGCAAGGAUAAUGGAGGAGAUACCAGGAGUGCAUGAUUCGCUGCUGGACAACCCUAUGAUGAGCUACUCAUCUAACCGAUAUGGUAAUGUUGACAGAAGAGAAAUGCACAACGAAUCAAGAGCGAACUCCUUGACUGCCUCGAGAAUGGGCGAGAUGGGACAUGGAACAUUCCCACCGAGUAGGAGGACCAGCCAGUCCCCCGGCAAUCCUUCUCUCCCAAACGGCCGGAUGGGUAGACCAGGUACAGGUCCUGAGGGUGGCCAGAUGCCCCUACCGAAUGGAAUGGGACAUAGUGGGAGGCCGUCUCCCCCAGGAAUGAUGAAAGCUCCAGUACCAAGGCACCCGCCUGGUCAAGGUAAUGCUAUAAUGCCGCAUCAGGUCGAGCAACAUGUCGGGGUGAGCAACCAUCCGUACCCCCCCAAAGGUCCUUCAAACGUUCGAAGUCUGACGGGCAGUGCGAGUGCCAGCGCGGAGAGUGGUGAUAGUGGUGCAAGUGCACAUAUCGACUCAGAGAAUUCCGCAUACAGCAGCCAGAGCAGCCUUGAUCCCGUUCAUCGUGGACAUGCAGUUCGAUAA
This is a messenger RNA of Trichophyton verrucosum HKI 0517, 2340 nucleotides long. RefSeq names its product 2-dehydropantoate 2-reductase. Lineage: Eukaryota; Fungi; Ascomycota; Eurotiomycetes; Onygenales; Arthrodermataceae. The coding region runs from base 1 to 2340 and encodes 779 amino acids. Gene Ontology annotation, cellular component: cytoplasm. The record is from RefSeq and is a predicted model, not a curated record. Gene Ontology annotation, molecular function: oxidoreductase activity. The transcript has 4 exons.